Messenger RNA from Medioppia subpectinata, 578 nucleotides. The record is from the annotation of a GenBank genome assembly. Lineage: Eukaryota; Metazoa; Arthropoda; Arachnida; Sarcoptiformes; Oppiidae.
AUGAAUGAAAUGAUGUCUUCGUCUUCGCCCGUAAUAACAGUCACUCGUCAUUACAAUACGAGAAACAAAUUAAAUAUUUUCGAUGAAUACGAUAUCAAUAGUGGUUUCAUAACCAGUCGAUUGGGUUUAUUGAAGUUUUUAAUUCUGCUAUUUUCGCUGAUAUGUCUGAUCCUAGUGUUGGCCGAAACUCAAACGGCCGCCUGUGCUAAGAGUGAUCGACGACUGUCGGAUCAGGUGACCUGUUAUAAGAUAUACACGGGUGACCUAUUCCUCCUGCUCGUUAACUUUUGCCAUUUGUAUGUCAUUGUCUUAAUGGCCGUCACAUCCAUCUUCUCCAUAACCAGCGAAUCAUUGCUCCCGAAGACUACUUUUGACUACGUGUUUCAUCACAUGGCGUUUGGUCUGUAUCUGAUUGGAGGCAUUUGGGUAUUGAUUGACUCGUUAUCUGAUGGCAGAACCGGUGUCAUCAUAACCGGAUCGUUGUUUGCAUUGUUGUGUUCGGCCGGACAUCUCUUUCACGGCAUGUAUUCCUAUGCAAAAAGUUUGGACGUCUGAACACUUUUUAUCAUAUAUUUUGU